Messenger RNA from Drosophila takahashii, 5175 nucleotides. RefSeq names its product mediator complex subunit 26 (gene MED26). Gene Ontology annotation, cellular component: mediator complex; nucleus; core mediator complex. Gene Ontology annotation, molecular function: transcription coregulator activity. Lineage: Eukaryota; Metazoa; Arthropoda; Insecta; Diptera; Drosophilidae. The record is from RefSeq and is a predicted model, not a curated record. Gene Ontology annotation, biological process: regulation of transcription by RNA polymerase II; positive regulation of gene expression.
GCAGAGUAGUGCAGCUGUCAAUGGUGAAAAUGGCGAAUUGCGAUGGAGUCGGGGAACUGAUGAUAAAUUAUUAAUUUACUUUAUUUUGUGACGAAUAUAAACAAUUUCGUGUUCAAGGAAGUGUGUCGAGGGAACACAGACUUUACAAUUUAAUUGUGUAGCUAUAAUUUAACUCGCCUUUCGCCGUUUGCUGUUCCUUGAAUCUGGACCAGAGGCUUUGCAAUCCGGAAGAUAUAAAUGAACCAAAACCAAAUCCAGCAACUUACCACUCACCUAUCGCAGGCACUUGAUCAAAACUACGAUGUCGUCAACAUGGAUACAGUGCUCUCUGUUAUAUGUGCACUGGAAGGCACACCAAUCACCAAGGAGCAGCUGGAGGCCACCAGACUGGCUAAGUACAUUAAUCAGCUGAGAAGAAGGACCAAAAAUGAGCAUUUGGCUCGACGCGCAAAGUCCUUGCUAAAGAAGUGGAGGGAAAUGGUGGGGAUUCAGCAAACGGCCACUGAAAGUCUCCCACAUCCCAGUCAAAUUGUUUCCCAACCCACGCAGCUAGUAUCAGACUUUGUAAAGUCCGCAGCGGUGGCACCAGACAGCGGUGUCCACAUGAGCGAGCCAGUUGCUCAUCUACCGUUCUCUCAAGCGUUGUCUUCGCAGCAAAUUGCUUCACACAUGCAACUAAAUAUCGACUCUUCUGAGCCUGCGCCUUUGGGUGUGCACACCCAACUUCAUACGAACUUCUCAAACCUGGUCAACAAUAUCCAUGAUUGCGAGCGUGACCAAAAAAACUCUGUAACGACACUGCACAAUAACAAGGACCGGCGCCAACCACAGCCCACACUUAGUAGGCACCAGAGCUCUCCUCAGCCGAUCAUAAUUGAACAGUCGGUCAAUUCCGUAUUCAACCUAACCGAUGUCAGCGCCGAGAAGAUGAACGAAGCUUCAGUUGUCAUUGACAUUGUAUCCGAUUCCGAUGAGAACGACAACAACUGUGUGUCGAAGCAAGAAAAAUCCAACUUGGUGGUGCCAGCGCCCCUUGCAAUUCCAACAACGCCAAGCUCUCGGCAGAAAAAAUUAAAAAAAGAGAAAAGAAGUAAGGAUAGAGAAGGGCAGGUCGCACAAAACAUAAGAUUUGGUUCAAAAGUUAGCGACGGAUUGCUACAGUCUGCUCUCGCAGCAGAUUCAGAAAUUUUUUCCCUUUCAAACAGUUCUAUGAGCUCAAUUUUAUCUGGGGAUGCUACAUUGGGAAAUUCCCAGCAUAAGACUCGAUUAAGCUCAAGCGAGUUGACAUUUACCGGCAGAUUUAAGUCGGUUAACCAAUUGGAUGUUUCGAACCACAGUAAUUCAAGCUUUUUGGCCGGACAAAACAGUGUGUUUCGAAACACUGAAUCAGGGAAGCAAAAAUUUGAUGAAUAUAGUGCUUACGACUCAAGUGCAUCAUGUAGCCGUCUAUCUCCAUCAACUGUCGAAGAAGUAAGAAAGUCCGAGAAUUUAUUUGAUGCUCGAUUACACAAUGCAUCUGCUAUUCAGAUAGCAAUGCCUUCUUCCGGCAUGGGCUAUGAUCCAAAUAGUAGACCUGAGUAUUUGGAAAACUCCUCCCAGUCUCAAAUUCCAAAAAGACGUGGUAGAAAAAAAGGAUCAAAAGGUGUGGACGGUCUUAUCGCCAAGGAGUCAUCUAGCCUGUCGCAACAAAUAUUUUUUGGGGGCUCAACCGUUAAAAAAGUAAAGACCACGAAGGAACUCUUUAACGAAAUUCAGAGCAGAAAAUUAAGUGUUUCCAUGCAAUCGUCAACCAGUAAUCUUUCAAAUUCGUCAACCAAUCGAGAACUGGCUUCCCGUGCUAUCUUUCCAAGACCAACGUCGUCUUGCUCAGACACUUCAAUGCAUUCUCCACAAAUUUUGGAAUCUUUUUCGGGCAAUGCUACUUUUACAAGCAAAAUAGAAGAACCUGCAAUUACGGACAGUGAUACGGUGACUUCAGAACCAUCUCACGAUAGUAAUAAAUCGCAGGAAAUUAAGGAAUGUACUUCAUUGGAGAGCAAUAGCAAUUCACUCCAUACCUUACCUUUAGCAAGAACAUCGGAAAACUUGAUGCCGAACAAUUUUAAUGAUGUCACCACUCAAUUAAUGCACCUAAUUCACAGCUUGAACAGCCCACUGAAUGAAAUGGAAAUUGAGAAAAUGUACCAAGCUCAAAUAGUACCAUGUACUUGCCUAGUUAUCGAGGAAGUUCAGAGUACAUUAGAAGAGUCUAAAAAUGCAACUUCAGAUACGGAUAAGAAUGAUCCAAAAACUAGUUUAAAUUAUAAGGAGAACAUUUCUCACAAGCAUGAAGAAAACUUGCUUAAUUUUGAAAGUGUGGAUAAUGGUGAAGUAGGUGACACUCAGCCAAAACCAGUAAAGUCAAUUUUUGAUCUAGAUUUUGAUGAUAACGACGAUCCUUUGUAUUCGUUAAUGGAUGAAAUUCGAAAGCCAAUAGCUAAUUUUGAAGAUUCAAAAAAUAAUUCUGAUACCAAAAAUGUAUCUUUUAGUGCACCCAUACAAAACGUUGCGUCAAAUUUGAUAAGUAAUAACGCGGAUGCUCAACUUGACAAUACUAAUCAAGAAAAAGAAAGCAGUGAAACAAACAAUGAAGUUCUUCCUGUCUUUACAGUUCACGAAGAUCCUGAUUGCGUAGCAAAGCAAAGGUUUUAUAUACAAACCAACAAAGUAACCAGUUUUCACAUAAAUUCUUUGCAUAAUUUCUACAUACCAAACAUAAAUGGGAACUGGGAUAGUGUUGACUCAGCCUCUAGUUUUCAAUCUGAGAAUAAAUGUCUCCACACCUUGGACUCUUACACAGUGACUGAUGGAGCUGAUGUUGUCCCUAAAUAUGGACUUCUAACAUCCGAUAGAAUCAAAAAAGACCUAAGUUCUUUAAAAUUUAUAAAACCUUUUAAAGCGAAACAAUUUAAAUCUUUAAUGGCACCAUUUCUUGGCGUAGCAAAGUGCUUGCCAACGUGUCGACGUGCUAGAAACAGGGUUAAGGAAUGGCUGAACUCUCCGAAUACUGCUAAUACAUUUUCUAAAAGUUUAGAAAUUCCCGAAGGUAACAUAGAAUAUAAAUUUAAUAGUUCCAGCCCGCUUGAGGUUAAUGUUGAUGUCCCGAUUUCUGGUACGAAUAGCCAUAAUGAAAACCACGUGCCAACGCAAGUUAAUUGCAACAUCAAUAUAUCACCGUCAACGAAGACAUUAUUUGGUACGUCCUCCGUGAAAGCUUUCAGUUAUAAUUUAUUAAAAUUGGCUAAUGAUGAAGUGCACUUCGCUGAUCCUGAUAAAACUGAUAAAAGCAGUGAUCACGAAUAUCAGGAUGACAGUCCUUAUAGGUCUAGUAGUUCCAGCAGUUGUAGCUAUUCUAGUUUAAAAGCAACUCAAAACUCCAUAAAUGAAAAACUAAGAAAUAAAAGGAAAGAUUCAUCAGGCACAAAAUCAGAAGUACAUCGAAAAAAUAAAAGAAUUUAUGCAGAGGAUGUUAUAAAAAAGAAGAAACAAGUACGAAAUGAAUUUAAUAUUUCAGUCAAGCGGUUUAAAACAUCUUUGAAUGGAACCUUUUCAAAUUUGAGUAGUAAUAAUAACAGCAGUGAUAGUGACAAUGGAGCAGAGAAUGAUAAUGAGAAUGAAUACGAAAACAGUAAUAAUGAAGAAUAUGCCAUUGUUCAACGCCCAGUAGGUGAUGGGGGAGCUUGCAGCAACCAUAUUGUAUUGACAAUAAAGAAAACGCCAAGUAAAAUUAAUUCUCCAGCCAACUCUAUGACUGCAGUCUCACCAAAUACUACUUCAGAUAUGGGAAAUGUAAAAAAACCGCUUCCCAACUCUUUUCAAGAAGAUCUAACUAAAUGCCAAACUGAAAUUCCACUGGAACACUGUAAUGUAAAAUCGAAAACAUGCAGGCUAGCUUCUAGGCCCCGUAAUAUCCGCUAUCGCCGAACAUGCCGAAAACAAGAAAAAAGUCAAAUUAGGUCUAUUGAUUUAGAACUAAAACAUUUAUUUCAUUUAAAACCAAAUACAACAGAUUACUCAGAUAUUAAGCUUCACAAUAAACUGUUUUUCCACCAUGAACUGUGCAGGGAGAACGCUCUAGGUGUAAAGGAAAGAAUAAUAAAUUAUAGCAGUAGCAGCAGCUCUAGUUAUGACGACGAUAGCGAAGUGGAAAACACUUCCGCAGAGGACAAAAAAGUUAAAAAAAGUUCAUCUUUGGAUACAUAUAAUUUAAAAAUUGAGACUGAAAUGAGUGCCGCAGCAGCGAUUUCCGAGGCCAAUUUUGAAAGCGAUUUGGAUUCAUAUUUAACUUCAUUAAGCGAUAGCGAUAAUGGAGAUCAGAAAGAACUUAAAGAAAUUGAUUAUACUGUCAAUGAGGGGAACGAUUUUCAAAACAACAGUAUGCUGCAAUCUUUUAAUUCAAUAUUUGCUGAGAGUUCUGUUGCAAGUAUAAAAUUAUCUCCGACUAAAGCAUCGCUCGAAUCACAAAAAAUUGAUAAUUCCGAUGCUAGCAAUAUAUGUUUUAACAACAACAACAACUUAGAUGUAGACCUAACCAUGAGACGGAAAUCUAUCGAGUCGGCCGAAUCAACCAUUAAAUUUCCAUUGCUCGGCGUUGAGUACCGCACUGGAAUUCGGUCAUCUUCAGAUGUUGCUUCUACAAGUAUAGCGGAAAAGAACUUAACCAGCUUUCAACAAUUUAAGGAAUGGCAUCAGGUUCUCCAACUAAAAUCGUACAACAAUGAGCCCUUAAUUGUUCUGCCUUACGUUUUGCUUGAAUAAAUUCAACUUUUCACUCACGCUGUGUGAUAGCAUUUCCAAAACAAAAAAAGAAAAUGUAAAAGCGUGUAGCGAAAUAAAAUACAUUAAAAAAAAUUAUCAAUUAAUCAUAAUCUUGUGUUGUGUAUACUAAGUCACUUUUGAUCAGAUCACAGCACUGUUGGUUAAUUGUACGUUUGCCAGGACUAAAAGAAAUAUACUAAUAUAAGAAGAAUCAAUUGCGUUUGCAAUAUGAAUUUUUGUUACAUUCUAUUGUUAAAACUUUUUAUGUUUUUAAUUUGAAAAUUUUCAGUAAAUAUUUAAAUACCGAUAAGUAACACAAACUAAUGUAUAAUAACUGUAAAUAAAAUAGAUAUACAUUAAAUACGUUUCUCAAUGAAA